CAAUAACACAGAAGUAUCCGCUUUCUUCUUCUAAGAUCUGAGGCUCCUAAUUAUUUAGGGUUGCAUUUAGAGAAGAAGAAGAAGAAGAGAAAUUGGGAGAAAUGAAGAUUAUUGAACUAUUUAUUGCGGCAUGGAUUCCGGUUCUGAAGAUGCUCAUUGUAACCGGCGUUGGAUCAUUUAUAGCUCUUCCUUCCAUUGGUGUCUUAACUGAGGAAGCCAGAAAAAACAUAAACGCGGUUGUAUAUUUUGUACUAAACCCUUCACUUGUGACAAACAAUUUAUCCUCCACUUUCACUUUGAAAAGUGUGGCUUCAACAUGGUUUAUGCCUAUCAACAUUCUUCUUACCUUCAUUAUUGGUUCAGCAUUUGGAUGGAUAUUUAACAAAAUUAGCAAUGUUCCUUCCAAUUUAAGAGGCCUUAUUAUUGGUUGUUGUGCUUCAGGAAAUCUGGGUGUCAUGCUUCACAUUGUGAUUCCAGCUACUUGUAAAGAAAGUGGAAGACCAUUUGGUAACCCAGACUCAUGCACUUCCCAGGCUUUGGCCUACGCUUCACUGUCCAUGGGCAUAGGCGAUAUGAUCUUUUGGUCAUAUGUCUACAACGCCGUGAGAUUAUCAAUGGGAUUUGAAGAAGAAAAGAUGAAGAUCAUCCAACAAGAAUCAUCAUCACCAAUGUCUAUAGAGGAAGGGACGACAACAACUCGUGAAAAUGACUCCGUUUGGUUUGAUACUAAAGACUCAUUUUCUACUAAUGGUGAAAUUAUUCAAGAAACCUCAGGCACCAAUUUUAGCGAGCCUUCAACAAAUAGCAAGGUCCAAUCAUUAAUGAAAAUGACAAAAUCACUCUCCGAGAGGCCAGCGGUCAUAGCAUUGAGGAGGUUGUUUACCCCAUCAAUAUUUGGAGCGAUUAUUGGACUUACAUUUGGGGUCGUUUCUCCUUUCCGAAGGGCACUAGUAGGUGAAAAUGCACCUCUUCGUUCCCUUCAAGGUGCCCUUAGUUUGUUGGGUGAUGGAGCUGUUCCUGCAACUACUUUAAUAAUGGGAGGAAAUCUUGUCAAAGGUAUGUCAAAAACCACCUCCCCCCUUUCCAAUAUCAAAAUUUCAGCCAUUGUUGGUGUAGUAAUUGUUCGAUUUCUUCUUUUGCCUUUAACGGGUGUUUGUAUAAUUAAAGGAGCAAUUCAUUUUGGCAUUCUUCACCCAGAUCCACUCUAUCAUUUUGUUUUGUUGGUGCAAUAUGCUCUUCCACCUGCAAUGAAUAUGGGUGUGAUCUAUCAACUCUUUGGUGUUGGAGAAAGUGAAUGCUCAGUCAUAUUCUUUUGGGCAUAUGCUUUAACUUUACUAUUAUUUCCUCUAUGGUCCGCAUUUUUCAUGUGGCUAGCAAUUUAA
Messenger RNA from Phalaenopsis equestris, 1382 nucleotides. RefSeq names its product protein PIN-LIKES 3-like. The record is from RefSeq and is a predicted model, not a curated record. Bases 102 to 1382 code for a protein of 426 amino acids. Lineage: Eukaryota; Viridiplantae; Streptophyta; Magnoliopsida; Asparagales; Orchidaceae. Gene Ontology annotation, cellular component: membrane. The transcript has 11 exons. Gene Ontology annotation, biological process: endoplasmic reticulum to cytosol auxin transport.